AUGCACCACGGUUGGGGUGAGUUCACCGUCAAGGACGUGAUUCUCACCCUUGACCAGCAGAUGUCGAACCCCCUGGCCGGCUGCAAGUCACCCCUGAAAAAGUUCAUGGGCUACGACUCCAUGACCGAGAUGAUCGAUUCCGGCAACGCCGAGAUCGUUGACGACUACACUCUCAAGAUGAAACUCGCCCGAGCCCCAGGUGGACGUGGCCGACUGGUGGUUCAACAUCUGGUGGUUCCCUGCGCCGCCGUGCGCAGUUCCGCUCAGCACGAGGCCGAGGGCGACGCCAUGUUCGAGAGCGGCCCCGCCGGAACCGGCGGCUACCAGUUCGUCGAGCGCGAGCUCAAGGAGUACACCGAGUACGAGGCGGUGCCCUACGACCACUGGCGGGUGAACCCCGAGUUCAAGCGCAUGCGGAUUACCACCGCGCCCGAGGACCUGACCCGGCUGGCCAUGCUGCUCACCGGCGAGGCCAACAUGGUGGACGUGCCCAAGGUGCUGCACCAGCAGGCCAUCGACGAGGGCAUGGAGGUCUUCGAAAGCCCGCUGCCGUCGGUCGGGCUUGACCAUCUUGCCCUUCGGCCAGUACGACCUCAGCCAGGUCAACUGGAACCCGAUACCGAGCCGUGGACCGCCCCUGGGGAGACCGGCCGGCUGGUGCGGGAGGCGAUGAACCGGUCCAUCGACCGGAACCAGAUUAUUAACGAGCUGUUCAAGGGUCGCGGCGAGCCGAUGUACAACACCAUCUUCCACGACACGCUGGAAGGGUGGAACCCGCGCUGGGCCGACGAGUUCGACGAGAAGUACGGGCUACGACCCGGAACUGGCCAAGCAGUUGUUGGACGAGGCCGGCUUCCCCGGCGACAAUGGCCAGAAUCGCUUCUCGCGUAG
Messenger RNA from Geodia barretti, 891 nucleotides. The record is from the annotation of a GenBank genome assembly. NCBI's taxonomy places the organism in Eukaryota, Metazoa, Porifera, Demospongiae, Tetractinellida, Geodiidae.